Molecule: messenger RNA, 5789 nt
Organism: Trichoplusia ni (cabbage looper)
Lineage: Eukaryota; Metazoa; Arthropoda; Insecta; Lepidoptera; Noctuidae
Gene: Ncoa6
Product: protein piccolo-like
Exons: 9
Biological process (GO): positive regulation of transcription by RNA polymerase II
Cellular component (GO): transcription regulator complex; nucleus; histone methyltransferase complex
Source: RefSeq, a predicted model, not a curated record
UUAUAAAAACAUGGAGAUUACACGAUCAACCAAUGAAAUUUAGCCUUCAGUGGAGCAUGAAAGGUGUAAGAUAUGACUUUGUAAUAGCGCUCAAAUAAAUAUUGAACCUUAAAUAAAAUAUUAGGGUUACGCAGAAGGUGUAACAAAGAUACUUAUUGUUGUGUUUUGCACCUAAUUGUCGUUAAUUUAGGAAUAGGAUUUUUUUAACAAGCCUGUACUAAUUAUUUAAAGAACUUCCAACUAUACGCUUGUCAAAAGCUACGUCACGUAUGUUUGUCUACUGCGAGUCAGUGCGCAUGUCAAGUUGAAAAUUGCAAAUGGCGGCCGUUGUUAUUGUUCGUACCGAAUUAACUAUUUGUAAAUUAUAUACCAAUCUUUUUAGCGAUUUUUCUAAUGGACUGUUAUAAUGAUGCGAUGCUUUAACUUCUCAUAAUUCGGCGCGACACGUUUUAUGUACGUUUUUAAGUGUUUUGAGUGUUUUUUUGCUAUUUUAUGUGUGUCAUGCAAAUGGGGUAAGCUGGAAUUAUCGGAUGUCGCUUAGGUUGUUUUGGAUAGUUUCAAUAAGAAAAUGAAGUGAAGUUCUGUGACCUAAAGUGUUAAAAUGGAAACUGCAUAAAGUUUUUCAACUAUCGCUCUUCUAUUGGAGUAAAACGAGAGACGGGAGCGGCUGUAAAUUACGAAUGUUCCAUGCUGUGACUGUUCUCCCCGUACAUUUCAAAAUGGCUGCUGCUCUUCACGAUAUAUGAGCUUUGCGUCACUGGAACAUAAUUCAAUGGAUUUGAAUCGUGAUGAUAUUGUAGUGUUUCUAGUCGUGUGAUUGUCUGUGAAAAAGCGAAAAUAAGCCUCGGAGGGUUUCCCGGGUGCACCAGAACCGGGACAGUAGUGGUGUGUCAUAUGUUUUUGGUGUAGAGUGGACACUGACCAUAGGACCGAUAUUGCUUUGCGUCCGAGCCGGACGGUAAUGUUGCGCUUGAUUUUCCAUGAUGAUUUGGGACACAAGGGAAUAGAAAUUGUGUGGAAUUGAGCGGAAUGUGACAUUGUAUGAGAGCAUGGCAGCGGACAGCGAUGGGCUAGGCUCGGCGGGCGGCGGGUCGUGCGGCGUGGUGGUGACGUGCGAGGGCGAUCUGCGCGACCCGCGGUUCCCCGCUCGCCUGCGCAGGCUGUUGCGCGAACUGCGCGCGCUGCUCGCCGAGCCGCAUCCGAACACGCUCAAAGUUAACAAGGUGGAGCCUUGGAACUCUGUGCGCGUGACGCUGUCGGUGCCGCGCGCGGCGGCGGCCCGGCUGCGCGCGCUGGCGGCGGCGGGCGCGCCGCAGCUGCGAGCGCUCGGUAUCCUGUCGGUGCAGCUGGACGGCGACGCCGCCGUGUCGCUGCGGCUGCAGCAUGGUGCCGAGCUCAGGAUCAAUACCGACCCCGAUGAUGCGAGUACGUCGAGAUCUCAACCAAACGCGGAGCUUCUGGCGGGGCUGGGUGGCAUCGGGCGCAUCCUGGAGGAGGGUGCGGGUAGCAGCGCGGAGCCGCCGCCUGCCCCUGCGCCCGACAGCUUCAAGUCGCCCAACACCGUGUGCCCCAUGGACGGCAAGAUCCCACACAACAUUCCCACGCACAACAACGCAGACCGCUACGAGUUCCCCUUCGGCAGCAUGACGCAGGCGAGGGUUAUACAUAGGAAGGAGAACACUCUAGGUCUGGGCGGUCCCACAAGCAGUAUACGACCGCAACAAUCGGACGGGCCAUUCGUCCGACCGUCGACGUCGACGUUUCCGGGCCCGCCGCCUCCGUACCCCGCGGCGCCUGCCGCUUCCCCCGCGCCCCCCUCCCCCGCGCCCCCUACGCCGCCCGCGCCGCCGCCGACGGUGGCCAUGUCGUCGCCGUUGCUCGUCAACCUGCUGCAGAACGACGCACCCGCACCCUCGCCGCGUCCCAAGCCGCCGCCACAUCCCGCCAAGCUGGAUCGGUUGGAGGAUGGACAGGUGGAGUUAGCGGUGGGCCGGCCGCCAUUUGCGGAGUACCGCAGCCCUCGGUCGGCGGCGCCCGGGCCGGCGGGCAGCGCAGCGGGCGCGGCGCGACCCCCGCCGCCUCCCCGCGCGGCCCCGGCGGCGCGGCGCGCACUGGGCGGGGCGGCGCGCGCAGCCCCCGGGCCGGCGCCGCGCCUGCUGCCGCCGGCGGGCUACGGCGUGUCGCUGCCGGCGCCGCCGCCGCCGCCCUACCGCCAGCAGCUGGCGCGCCCGCCUCCGCUGCAGCACCCUCACGCGCCGCACGCGCAGCACUCGCGAGUGACGCCCGAGGACCUGCAGGCGCUGCUGCCGCCCACUACCGCCUCUAUGGAUCAAAAGACGCAGUCCAGUUUCCAAGAGUUCCAAAGGUAUCAGCAGCAAUAUAUAGCAAAGCAGCGGGCGGCGUCCCGCGCGUCCACGCAGCCCGACUGGAACGAGCCGUACCGGGACUCGUUAUCGCUGCUGGACCUGCCGGACAGCGAUCUUGAGCACCUCAUGCCCACGCUCGGGGACGACCUCAACCUGGACGAGAGCGCCUUCUCCGCCAUCUCCGAGCUAGAUGCGAGUGCGAAGCUCGAAAUGUUGCUAUCCGGCAAUAACGCCAACACGGGCACGCCCGACUCCGUACUGCAAGACAUCACCGGCGACCAGUACGGCAACAGCUCCUUCGCCGAGCCCGCGCAGCGCCACGACGUGCCUUCCAAGGACCCCUACGGGCCCGACAGCUUCAUGCCCCCGCCGCCCCCGCCGCACCACUCCAACAAGUUCCGGCGGCCGCACGCGCCGCUGCCGCCGCACGCGACGCACCCGCCGCACGUGCAGCACUCGCAACACGCGCCGCACCUGCAGCAUCCUCCCAACGCAGUGCAACACGCACCGCAGCACACGCCCAAUGCCAUGCCGCCCUUCAAGUCUCCGCCGGCGAGUGCUAGCCAAGCUAUGCCUCCGCCCCUGAAGCUGCCUAUAAGAGCUACGACCUCGGUCGCUACCGCAACCGUCGGUUCGCAGGCCUCAGCUCAUGAGAUUGAAGAGCAGAGCAAGCAGUACCUCAUCAAAACUCUAAUGAGAGAUGACGAUGUGCCGCCCCUCCCAAAGGAACAGGAGAAAAAAGUUGAAGAGGUCACGGUCGCCAACUGCGAAGUGAAAGAACCUACCGUAGAAGCCGCACCCGAAAUGUUUGGCAUCGCGAAAUCCACGACAGAUGAUGACUUGAGAAGAGCAGAUGACGAAUUAAGAAUGAGAAAUAAACUUAUGAAGAAAGAGCGAGACGACAAACUCGCACAAAAAGGCGGCAAACCACGUACAGUCGGUGCUAAAGAGAAGCCCGCCACGCUCAAAGACAAGAUCAUCCGCGACAAUAAGUCCACCAAAGUUGCCUUACCGCGCACGCCGCCCGCCAAGCCGCCCACGCCCACGAGCGACGCGCCCAAGUCUCCGCAGACGGAGAAAGAAUCCAUCAAGCUCAGGCUCAAGCUUGACAAGAACGAACCAGUCGUCGCACCAGUGUACAAAGCCGACAUCAGCUUCGUCAACCAACAGAAAGGUGACAAGCCAACGGACGGCGAACUCAGGGUACCACCUCUUCACAUUAGUCUCAGAGGGAGGAACUCUGCUGUCAUUAAAAACUCCAAAAAGGAAAAGAAAAAAUUUGGACCUGGCGACUUACACACGAAAAAGAUUAAAAUUAGAAAAUCUUCAGAAUCAGACGACAAGUCGCAUAGGAGGGACUCGAUAACAGAUGAUUCGAUAGCCUCGAAGUCGGGUGAGAGCACUGAGAACAAGACUGAUGACGAGUAUUUAAACGCGAAAGGCAUUAAGCUGAACAACCACUACGAGGGCGAGGGCGUCAAGACAGAAAUCACUGGGGACAAUAACGUCGUGUACAGAAUGAAGACGAUAUCCAAGAACGCUCACAUAGUCACCAAGUCACACGACUACAAGCUGAACAACAAAGUGCCGAGCUUAGACCUCAAGAUGAAAAAGAAACUAAAAAUACUCAACGAGAGCACGAAAUCGUCUGAAAAAGAGCGAGAAAAGGAGCGGGAUAAAGAAUGGCGGAAUGACACGCUAGACAAGGAAGGGAAAUAUGCGCAAAACGAGGGCUACAGAGAGCCCAACAACCACGACGCAAAAAAGAAGUUACCAACUCCUAAAGCGGACGUUAAAUGUGAUAGUUUGAAGUCGGAGGGGAAAACAGUGCAAUCAGACGUUGAUAGUGAACAUAAAACAGGUGCUAGUGAGUUGGAUAGUAGGUUGCUCAAGUGUCAUAAGGAUUUAGAGUGGACGCUUAGUGGCGACGUGCCCGAAUCGCAAACGUUCGCGGACUCGCGGCGCGCCGCCGACGACGACAAUAAGUUGAAACGGACAAUCGCCGAAAGUGCUAUUACCUUACCGAACGGGCUGCUCACCUCUGACAAGAAGAGGAAGGUCAGCCACAGUUCCUGUACAGAGCCGCCCGGCUCCACCAACGUGGGCACCAUCCCCGCCGCGCGCGCCGCCUCGCCGCCCGUGUCGCCGCGCCGCAAGGAGCGGCCCAAGGACAAGUCCUACUGCAAGCUGGUGGCCGAGCGGGCCGCCAGACCCGACGCCGACAAGUUCGGCAGCCGCUCGCCCGCCAGCCAGGCGCAGGGCGAGGACUCGGGCAUCGAGUCCAUGGACGCGCUCUCCGAGAAGUCGCCUAACCAAGCGUCGCAGUCGCCGCCCGGCCCGCAGCGGAAAGAGCGGCUCGACAUGCCGCGGUCCACCAGCCCCGCCUCCGUGCAGCGGAUCAUCGGCGUCAUCGAGCCCGCGCCCGCCUCCGACGAGCUGCUAGAGCGGCUGUCGCUGGCGACUGGCCAGCCGCGCUACGAGCCCGUGCCACCCGACAUCGAUGACCUCGGUGAUAUCGAGGCGGAACUGGCCAAGAUGCACGCCGACCACGUCAACGGUGACGAUGCCGCCGGCCCGGCCCGAGCGCCUACGCCUAUUCUACGCGAUGACCGCGAACAGCCCGCACCCGCCGCUGCGCCGCCCCCCGCCGACAAGGCCAAGCUUGAGGACUUCGACCCACCACCCAGCCGGGUCUCACCUCCCCUUUACACCUACUCGAACCAAGAGAAGCUCGGGCCUGUCGAAGACGUAAAAGAAGAACGUCCGGAACGCACUGAAAAUGGUGAUGAUACCGGUGAGCGAGGCGAGUCUGAAGAGAAGCGGGAACCCAAGCUCGAACGACUACCGCUGAAAGCCGACUUCCCAGACAAAAGCUUAUUAGAGCAGCUGCUGAUAGAGAUCCCGACGCCGGACUACGCGGGCAAGAGGCCAGAGUCGCCCUCGCCGUCGGCGUUGGAGCGAGUGGCGCGUAGCAGCGUGCGCACGCGCUCCAGCAGCAAGCUCAGCAGCCCGGCCGAGCAGCCCCGCACGCCGCGCCUGUCGCCCGCCCUGGCCAAGCUGGAGCGGGCCGACUCGCCGCUCAGCGCGCCGCGCCCGGCCGAGCGCGGCAGCCCGCGCGGGCCCGUGCGCCCGCCCGUCAAGCGGCGCCGCCGCGAGUCCGACAGCUCGGCCGCGUCCGCGCUCAGCUGCGAGGAGGGCCUGUCGCCCGCUGCGCGCCCUCGCAAGAAGCCGCGCCCCGGGCCCGCGCCGCCCGUCGCGCAGCGCCGCAAGGACUCGGACAGCGACAGCGACGAGCCGCUGAUCUGCAAGGUGCGCGGCAAGGGCGCCAAGCCCUCGCGGCCGGGCGCGCGCGCCGCCAAGCCGGCCGAGGCGGUGGGCACGCGGCGCUCGGUGCGGCACGGGCCCGCGCCCGCGCCCCCCGCC